Patella vulgata (common limpet) is the source of this 4229-nucleotide messenger RNA. Its product is annotated as polycomb group RING finger protein 6. The transcript has 10 exons. Lineage: Eukaryota; Metazoa; Mollusca; Gastropoda; Patellidae. Gene Ontology annotation, biological process: regulation of transcription by RNA polymerase II. The record is from RefSeq and is a predicted model, not a curated record. Gene Ontology annotation, cellular component: PRC1 complex. The coding region runs from base 164 to 931 and encodes 255 amino acids.
AGUCAAUCAUACCCACGAUUAAGUCGGUAAAAGUGAUAAAUGUAUUUACUGAGAUAACAGUAUAUUGUGAAGUUUUUAUUUCUAAUUUAUGGGUUACUUUGAUACAAUUUUGUAAUGUGAAAAAUGAAGAGAAAGAGGGGAUGAUCGUGUAGAUCAACCGAUAAUGGAGGAAACCAACAGAAUCAAUGUGAAACAGAAACUGAACUCAUCAGUGGAUGAAGAUCCAGAGUCUAAAAAUAAUGUCCUGGUUCCCAUUGCGAAUAUAAACUGUUAUUUAACGUGUGGAAUUUGUAAAGGAUAUUUAUAUGAGGCAUCAACUAUUACAGAUUGUAUGCAUACAUUCUGUAAAAGCUGUAUAGUCAAGUUUACAGAGAAGAAUGUCCACUGUCCAACCUGUAAUAUAGUCAUUCACCCAACAGAACCUCUCAUAAAUAUAAAGUUAGAUAGAACAUUACAAGAUAUUUUAUACAGUCUUUUACCACAUGUUGCUCAAGAGGAACAAGAAAGAGAGAAAAAAUUCUAUGAAAUACAUGGUAUAGAAAAAAAAUAUGUUCCUGCCUACAUCACUCCAUGUAUUAAACCAACUAUAAAACACGAUGUUGAACAUAAGUUUGAUGUAAAACCAGAAGUUAUCCCCCCAGUUUCUCUUCUUUUAAAUUAUGGAGGAUGUUCUUCUGGUAUCAUUUUGAAGGCCUUAGAAAAAAGAUAUUUACGGGUGACUGGUGGUGCUACCAUUUGUCAUGUGGUACAGUUUUUAAGAAAGAAAUUAACCCUGAAAGACUAUCACCAGGUAAAUUUAUACUGUAGUUGUGGUUCGAGUAAUAUAUGUUUAGACGGUACUAGAACAUUACAAGCUGUUAAAGAUCUCUAUUCAAGUACAAAGGAUAUUUUGGAGCUUGAGUAUCAUGUUUUAUCUACCUGUGUGAUGUAGACAUUGUUAUCUUGGAUAUAAAAAUAUCCUACAGUCUACGAUAAAAAAACAAUUAUCCAAUAGUCGUAAGAUAAAAAGACAGGAUAAAAAGACAAUCAUUCUAUAGUCUAGGAUAUUAAGACAAUCAUCCUAAAGUCUAGGAUGAAAAGACAAUCAUCCAGCAGUCUAGGAUAAAAAGACAAUUAUCCUACAGUCUAGGAUAAAAAGACAAUCAUCCUACAGUCUAAAAUAAAGAAAGACAAUCAUCCUACAGUCUAGGAUAAAAAGAGACAUUCAUCCUACAGUCUAGGAUAAAAAGACAAUUAUCCAACAGUCUUAAGAUAAAAAGACAAUUAUAUAUCCUGUAGUCUAGGAUAAAAAGACAAUCAUCCAACAGAUAUGUUAUAUUGUACAUUAAUCAAUCAAACUGUAUAUUUUACCGGUUAUUGGGCAUUAAAGGUGUUCAAGGUUUCUACAAGGCGAAUAUUUAAAGCACCUGCUAAGUUAACAAUUCCAGUAAAUAUUAGAUAGGUUUAAGUAAACGUGGUUUGAACUGUACAUUUCAAUUGACCAUGAAGGUGUUUAAUGAAAUAUUCAAGUUUUUCUGUUGAAUAGUAUUUAAAACACAUUUUAAAGGCUCGAUGCAUCAUUUGGAGCUUUAGGAAUCCCUUGAAAUCUACAAUAUUGUAAAAGUUCAAUCACUUAUAAGAAUAUUAGACUAAAAAUUGUUCAGUUCCAUUCAGUAUUUACAAAGAUAUGAUAAAUUAAUAUAUUUAGCUCUAUAAAGAUCCCUUGUAAACAAUAUUGAUGCGCCAUUUAGUGCUAUAAGAUUCCCUGGCAAGCUACAAUAUUGUGAAUAUCAAUCCAAAAAUGGCUCAAUUCAAUUCAAUAUGUACAAAGGUAUCAUGUGGAAUUGAAAUUACAUUGAUAAAUUUAGCUCUAUAAGAAUUCCUUUCAAACGACAGAUAUUGUAAAAGUUAAAUCUCUAAUAGGAAUAUUAGUCCAAAAAUGGUUCAAUUCUGUUCAAUAUUUACAAAGUUAUGAUAAGUUGAAAUUUCAUUGAUAUAUUUAGCUCUAGAAGAAUUCCUUGCUAACUACAAUAUUGUGAAAGUUCAAUAUCAGUCCAAAAUGGUUCAAGUCCGUUCAGUAUUUACGAGUUAUGAAGAACUGGAAUUUAAUCAAUCUAUGCUGCUGGAGCAUAACAAGACGUCGCCAUUUGACGGUAGCGGAGAAACCGAAUGGGUCUAGUUUAAAUCUGAUUGAAUCCAAUUUGGGAAAUUAUCUAGUAUUGUUAUAUGAUUUUGUUUAAACAUGCAUUAUGGAAGAUUAGAUAAAGAGCUGGCAGUUCUCAAUAUAAUAGUUAGAAACUAGAUAAUGUAAAGGGAAUAUGCUGAAAAUUUCAGUCAAAUUGAUCCACUCUGAACCCAGAUUUUAUCGAUUAAAUUUUAGGUUUGCUUAAAGGGGUAUUAUGGAAGUUUAUAUAAAGAGCUGACAGUUCUCACUAUAAUAGUUAAUAACUAGAUAAUGUAAAGGGAAUAUGCUGAAAAUUUCAGUCAAAUUGCUUCACUAAGCCAAGAAAACCUUAUUUUAAAAUCACUGUAGACUUGAUUGUCAUUGUUACCGAGUCACGAUAAUUAACAAAGUCUUGAUUAUCCGUUGUUACGUUAAUCAUCUAAGGGCGUUAAACAGCAGAUCAGAUUCAAAUCCAAUGAAAAUCAGACAGAUAAGACGGCAUCAAGAGUUGAUUAUAGUCUUUUCAUAUUAAUAAUUAAUGUCUGACUGAUAGUUUAUAUAACAUUUUAGGCUUAAAGAAAGACCCACAAUAGGCAGAUUUAGCUCUUGCAUAAUGUAUGUUUAAUGGUGAGAAAUUUGAUAUUUUAGCAAAAGUGCUAGUGAUGCAUCAAGCCUUUAAAUUGUAUUUAAAAGUACAAAGUAGUUGGUUACUAUGGUAAACCAUGCUUUUUAUUUCAUUAUUAUUACCACUUUGUUUGACGUUGAUUUUAUAUGAUUGGACCCUUUAAUAGAAAAACCCAAUAUCUGUACAGGGUCCUGUUUCUUGAAAUCUUAACUAAAGAUAAAAUCCAAAAUUUUGAUUGGCUAAGCACUUAAAUCAGUCUAAUAUUAUCCAAUCACAUUUACUAAAAUUUGGAUUUUCUUAGUUAAAAUUACAUGAAACAGGCCUCAGGCUGUAAUAGAUGUUUGGUUAAAACAAGGGCAGAUAAUUCCAGCUGAUAUUAGAGUAAUAAUAUAUAUUGUUUAUUAUUGUUUUUAAGUUACUAAAAUGUUUAAAUAAAUAGGGAGAUUCUAAUUGUAGGCCGGUUGGGGAGGUUCGGGUAUUUCCGGGAGUCCAAAAUGGCCGCUUUAUAUAAAUGAGUAUUUUGGGGAAUACUAACCCUAACCCUAACCCUUUUAAGAGGGAUAAAAGAUAAAUUGGAUCCAAGUUCAGUCUUCUAAAAAGGGUUAGGGUUAGGCCUAAUAUUACCCCAUAAUUCUCAUUUAUAUAAAGCGGCCAUUUUGAUCUCCAGAAACACUCGAACCUCCCUGACCAGCCUGCAAUAAGAAUCUCCCAAAUAAAUAUUCUUAUCUUGUUAUGUUAUUGUUAAUGUUUGUAUCAGUUGGUUAUUGUUGUUUAAUCUUAAAAUUUGUUUUUAACUGAUUAUUUUGUGUUUAUAUUAUAACAUGUUGGUUUACAUAAUUGUAGUUUCACUUUUCUUUUUUUUUCUUUAGGCCAAAUAAACAAAUACCUUUGUUUACGGUUACUUGGUAACAAAAAUAGGGUCGAUCAGAGAAUCUUAUUGCCCCCUUUUUUUUCGUUGGCUUUGUGGGAUCAGAUGGAAUAUAUCUUUUAAUAACCCCCAUCAAUGCUUGAAGGUGGGGGGUGGAUGGCCGAAUGGUUAGAAUGUGCGCGCUGUAUCAUAAGGUCUGUCUUUGAGUCAACUAGGGUGGUUUCGAUUCCCCGGUUGUACGUGACAAGGAGUAGAGUCGCCUGUCCAACCUCGUGGGUUUUCUCCGGGUCCUCCGGUUUCCUCCCACUGCUAAAGACCCCUACGCGCAAGCGAAUUAUUGAAAUAAAAUUAAACUAUAUGUUUGUCCCGAAAUGACCUAGUUUGUGUCGAGUGGACAUUAAACCCCAUCUCUCUCACUCUCUCAUCAAUGCUUGCAGUCUAUAGCCGUUGUGAUGUCAUUUUGAAUUAUUUUCUAGCUUAAUUACUGAGUAAGGUUCUUUAAAAUAAUGCUGAUUUCGGCCGUAAUAAAUACCAAAAUUCCAGUGUGUGCAGAAAACCUUGCCAAUGCCGCAAUACGGAUUUAUAGGACAGGA